CUGAAAUUAGUACAUUUGUCAGACAUGUUGGGCACUACCAAAUCUGUAAUUCUCAUGACAUUGACCAUUUCCUCCUUUCUCUUCACAAUUUCUGAGCAAUAUUCCAAUUGCAGCCCCAUCAAUCCCAUGAACAUUACCAACUGCAAGAAACUAAUCACUCUGGGAGCUGAAUUUGGGUGGAAUAUUCACAGCAACAACCAAAUUGACAUCUUGUUCAGCAUUAAAAUUUCUGGUGAUCACAGAGCAAAAUGGCUAGCCUGGGGUGUGAACCCAGAUCCACACCGGCCGAAGAUGGUCGGGACCAGGGCUAUUAUAGGCAUUUCACAGCCCAAUGGGACAUUGGCAGUCAGGAAGUACAACAUCACCAGUGAUACAAGGCUGGGUUGUAGGCUGCAGCCUUCACAAGAUUUUGAUGAUGUCAUCGUCAAAACCAUGAAAGGUGAUAUGCAGGCUGACAAAUACAUGUCAAUAUUUGCAACCCUAAUUUUGCCUCCUGAUCCAGCUGCAUAUAACAUUUCAAAGCUGAACCAUGUGUGGCAAGUUGGGUUUGAAGCUGAUGCUGUUCAUCUGGAGCCUAAGAUGCAUUCCACUGCUCUCCAGAAUGUGGACAGCACAGAAACUCUGAACUUGACCUCUGCCCGCGGUAUUAGCAUAGGACAUCGCCGGCACCACCUCAGAAAGGUGCAUGGGAUUCUGAAUAUUGUGGGGUGGGGAACACUGUUGCCAUUGGGAGUGAUUAUAGCAAGGUACUACAGAAGAUAUCCUUUUCAUUGUCAAAAAUGGUAUGUCCUUCACGUCUCCUGCCAGAUUGUUGGUUACAGCCUUGGCACAGCUGGUUGGGCAAUCGGGCUAUGGCUUGGACAUGCUUCCAGACACUACAGCUUCCCCACUCACCGAAUUCUCGCCAUGUUCAUAUUUGCAUUCACCACAUUACAAAUGCUUGCCUUGCGUUUAAAGCCCACCCCAAGUGAUGACUACCGCAAGUACUGGGACAUGUACCAUCAUUUUCUAGGGUAUGCACUACUGGCUGUGAUCUCACUGAACAUAUUCAAUGGCAUUGCCAUCUUGAAGCCAGAUAAAACCUGGCUAUGGGCUUACAUCGGGGUCCUUUCUGUAUUUGCUGUCAUUGCGUUGGGUAUGGAGAUUUUUACUUGGGGUAAGUUCAUAUUUACAUCACGAAAAAAUAGACAACCCACCGCAGCAGUAUCUGCAGAUAAUAAUGCAGAAGCACCUCAAGCGUGGCAGGGCUCAGGCCCACAAUCAGAGGGCCCAGGUCCACAAUCAGAGGGCCCACAAGCUAAUAAAACUAGGAUUGCCAAUUAAUACGGUCGAGAUUUUUGUUUUUUUUUGUUUUUUUGUUAGAUUAUAUGGCCAAGUGUGAAGACACAUGAAUUUUAGUUCACAUGUACUCUUGUUAAUUGCUUGUUAACUAGUCUGUGUUUGUCCUCUCUUUUUUGAUUCCAUGUUCCAAUCUAGCUUGGACUUUGGAAUUAAAGAUUGGCUAAGAUCAUACUUGAUCUUGAUGUACUUCUUGAGCAACUCCUAUUUUAGGUUUUUUGGUUUUGACUUGAUUGUUAGAAACUUCACGUUGCCAAUUAAAUUAGUUUAUCUUGCUAUUUCUUUAA
This is a messenger RNA of Prunus persica (peach), 1625 nucleotides long. Its product is annotated as cytochrome b561 and DOMON domain-containing protein At5g35735. The transcript is spliced from 3 exons. The record is from RefSeq and is a predicted model, not a curated record. The coding region runs from base 25 to 1323 and encodes 432 amino acids. NCBI's taxonomy places the organism in Eukaryota, Viridiplantae, Streptophyta, Magnoliopsida, Rosales, Rosaceae.